This is a messenger RNA of Aspergillus affinis, 909 nucleotides long. RefSeq names its product putative replication factor-a protein. NCBI's taxonomy places the organism in Eukaryota, Fungi, Ascomycota, Eurotiomycetes, Eurotiales, Aspergillaceae. The coding region runs from base 1 to 909 and encodes 302 amino acids. Gene Ontology annotation, cellular component: chromosome, telomeric region; nucleus; site of double-strand break. Gene Ontology annotation, molecular function: DNA binding. Gene Ontology annotation, biological process: nucleotide-excision repair; DNA replication; double-strand break repair via homologous recombination. The transcript is spliced from 3 exons. The record is from RefSeq and is a predicted model, not a curated record.
AUGGGUAAUUACCUCUUCCCUCUUCUACCUCCUCAGCAUUCUGGCAAAUAUUCCAAUAACUACAACAGCUACGGAAACUCGCAAUACGGCUCCGGCGGCGGCGGCGGCGGCUUCAUGCCCGGCGAAGCGAACAGCCCAGCGGGUGGAAAGGGCGACUUCAACAACACCACCCUCCGCCCUAUCACCGUCAAACAAGCACUCGACGCCUCGCAGCCCUACCCAGAAGCGAACUAUCAGAUCGACGGCGCCGACGUCUCAAGCCUCUGCUUCAUCGGACAAGUCCGCAAUAUCAGCUCGCAGAGCACAAACGUCACAUACAAGAUCGACGACGGCACCGGCGAGAUCGAAGCGAAGCAGUGGAUCGACUCUACGACAGCCGAUAACAUGGACACGGACGACGGCGCCAAGGGACCCGGCAAGCCUGGAAAGGAUCAGGUCGAGUUAAACGGCUACGCGAAGAUCUUCGGCAAAUUGAAGGCGUUCGGGAAUAAGCGGUUUGUGGGCGCGCAUUCUGUUCGUCCUGUGACGGAUAUCAAUGAGUUGCAUUUCCAUCUGCUGGAGGCUGCCGCGGUGCAUUUGUUUUUCACGAGGGGUCCCCCGGGUGGUGCUGGCGCUGGCGGCGCUGGCGGUAAUGCGGUUGGGGCCGGAGGUGAUGCCUCGAUGGGCGGCGUCGAUGAUUACGGAGCGGCUGGGAACCGGGCUUUGCCUUCUAUGACGCCCGCCGCAAAGCGCGUCUACAAUCUCCUGAAGACGGAGCCGCAGAAUAACGAAGGCUUGCACGUCCAGAUGAUCGCGGCGAAGUUGGGUCUGCCGUUGCCCGAUGUGUCGCGCGCCGGAGACGAGCUGUUGACGGCGGGUAUGAUCUUUCCGACGGUGGAUGAGCAGACUUGGGCCCUGUUGGAUUACUAG